AUGUCGUCACCUUUUACGGAAGUACCGGACAGCAACACGCUCUUCAAGGACACUGAGUUCAUCGCAAGUAAUCAAGAUGUGGCAGAUCAGUGGGUGUCCAUUCGCGACCUGUAUCCGAGCGGCGUGAACCAGCCGCUGCUGCCCGAAGUAUUCUCGCGCGAGCAGUUCGGUCAGGGUAACCACUAUGAAUGCUUCAUGCUCUCGGCACUUGCACCGCUGAUCCGCUUUCCGGAUGUGAUCCGCAACUGCUUUGUGACGAAGAAGGUGCGCCAGGAUGGCCGCUACACGUUCCAGUUCUUCCGCGGACAGGAGUGGGUGAAGGUCGAGAUCGACGACACCAUUCCUUUAGAGGAUAAUGCAGUUCUGUACGCGCGGUCCCCGACUGAGCACUGGUGGCCGCUGCUGCUGGAGAAGGCGUACGCGAAGUUCUACACGGCCUACGACCACCUCGAGGGCUGCACAUUGCAGGAGACAUUCCACGACCUGACAGGCAACCCGGUGCUGAACAUCCCCAUGAACGCCAAGCUGGCCAAGGCGGCCGGCGUCAAUACUAAAGAUGGACUUUACUGGUUGUCGAUGGGUGAAUGCCUGCUACGCGGCGACCACGUCUUGUCUGCCCUCACGACGGAUGCAGACCUAGAAAGCAUCGGCAUGCAGUCGGAGCAGCAAUACGCAAUUCUAGGUAUCUUCUCCCUUACAGGAUCGUCCGCACUGGACGACAUCGUUAUUCAUCUGCACAACCCUUUCGAGGACGAUGAGUACGAGUAUAGCGGGCCCUUAAACAAGAAGGACAGCAAGUGGACAGCGAAGCUGCGGCAGCAAUACCCCGUGGACGACCGCUAUUCCAUCUUUAUUCCGCUGAAGUUGUUUCUGAAAUCCAUGAACUCCAUCCAGCACUGCUUUAUGCGCACCAUAGAUGCUGUGUCGCAAACGUACAGCGCCGCCUGGGAGGGUGAGUCGGCCGGCGGCAACCCGACCUUCGUCACGUGGCGCAAGAACCCGCUCUUCCUGGUGCGAAACAGCGGCCCGACGGAGCUCAAGAUAGUAACGAUGAUACAGCAGGAAGACCAGCGCCGCUUGUCCAGCCCGGAUAGCGACACAUCUUACGCUCAGUGUGGUGUCGUCGUGACCCGCUUCACCUACCAGCAGCCGAUCCCGACCUUCUGCGUCACCGGAAACAGCCACAAGACAAUCUUCAAGGGCCUCUUCCUCAACUCGCGCGAGGUGGCGAAUGCCAUUACGAUUCCGGGCCACUCCAUGUGCUACCUUGUCCCCUCCUGCAUGCAAAAAGGCGUUGAGGCUCGCUUUCAGUUAUCGCUGUACCACUUCAAGGAUCAAGACUAUUCGCAGCUCUCAGUAGAGCCGCUGUCCAUCCCUGGCAUGAACUGGGUCAACUGCGCCACCAAGAACGUAGAGCUGUGCCAGAAGGAAAAGGACCGUGUUGACUUCUACGUCGAUGAAGGGACAGAUAUCCACAUCCUCAUGCACCAAACAAAGCCCUAUGUCAGCAAGUCCGGCGGCGACGCCAUGACCGAGGACUACAUGGGCAUGUACCUCUACGACGACACGGACCGCAAGAUAGCCGGCGUGCACGCUGCCACGAACUUCCGCGAGAUUAGCAUCAUCCACCGCCUCCCCCGCAGCGGUCGCUAUGCCAUCUCCAUCACGUGCCCGCGCGCGAAGGGCGAGGUGCCGGCUUACAUCACCAUCGUUGGCUCGCAUGCCUCGAACGUACGUAUCGUCGACCCACCAGAGGAUGCCACGAUGUUCGACGAUGAGGACAUCAUCGACGAAGGCGACGACGCCGCCCUCGUGGACAACCCGAUCGACUACGCCCCCGUUGUAUUCGAUGUGGCGCACCACGAUGAGCAGGCCGAAAGCGAUUCCCCGUUCGAGGACAAGCGCUUCUACGUGGACAACCGUGGCGCCACGAGCGAGCCAUGGGUGCACAUCGGCGACCUUUACCCGGAAGGCAAGACGAGGCCGCUGCUGCCGAACGAGCUGAGCCGCGACCAGUUCGGGCAGGGCGACCACUACGACUGCAGUACGCUGACGGCGUUCGCGGCACUGCUGGAACACCACCCCGACGUGAUCCGCAACUGCUUCAUCUCGAAGAACCCGCGCAAGGACGGCCGCUACACGUUCCAGUUCCACCGCUACGGGCAGUGGAUCAAGGUGGAGAUCGACGACCGCAUUCCGAUGGUGAAGGGCGACACGGUGUUUUGCCGCUCGCCGACGCACCACUGGUGGCCGCUGCUGCUGGAGAAGGCGUACGCGAAGUUCUACAUGCGUUAUGAGAACCUCGAGGGCAUUUCGCAGGAAGAGGUCUUCCACGACUAUACAGGUCAGCCCUGCGUCUCUGUGUCGACUGACCCGGCGGCGGCGAAGGUGAACAUGUCCUACUUCGACGAGGUGCCUUACUGGAAGGAGCUGGCUAGCAAGUUGCCGGACUUGUGCACGACUGCGCUGGCCAGCGGCCGAGAGGCGGAGCAGUACGGUUUGUUGAAGGAACGGUAUUACGCGGUGCUGGAUAUUGUAUCGAUAGCAAACGGGGAACGGGUUCGUGACAUGCUUGUGAAGAUGUACAACCCGUAUGAGGGCUCGCCGUACACGGGGCCAAUGAACGCCAAGGACGACGCGUGGACUAGUGAGCUGCAGAGCAGGUUUCGACCUGGGGACGAUAGCCACGCUUUCUACAUCCCUGCCACCAACUUUGUGACGGCGUUCUCGGCGAUGCAGAUGGGCUACGUUGGUGGCCUUGCGGAGCCUUCUCGGCACUUCAACAGCGAGUGGGGCUCGGGCACCAAUGGCGGGGACACGUCCCUCAUAUCAUGGCGCGAGAACCCCUUGUUCAUUUUUUCGAACCCGACAAACGACAUUGUUCAGGUUGUGGCGAUGCUGCGUCAGCCGGAUCAGCGACACUUGCGGCACGCCAUGCCUAACCAUGAGCUGGUCUAUCCCAUGAAAGGUCUCUCUGUCGCCCAGGCAAACCCCAGCGCUGAAGGCAUUCCAACACACCUAGUCACGUUCGAUAAUCACCGUCUUAUUCACCGCGAGGAGCCGGUAGCAGUGCGCGAGGUAGCCAACGUGCUGACGAUUCCGCCACAGUCGGUGUGCUACGUCGCUGGGCACUGCAACAACCGCGCAGUUAGCAAAUUUCUGCUCUCCUACUGGUUCAUGCGGGGCGAGGAUGCCGAGAAGCUGCGCAUCGAACGCUACCGCCCAAAGGUGACGCAGCACCAACCGGCAAUCGCGCACGUCGAUCUCGGCAACCGCGCAAGCGAACGGGUCGAUUUUUUGAUCGACACACCGACGGAGGUACAUGCGUUACUUCGACAGGAGAAGGCGUUCGAGUCUCAUCAGGGUGGUGACGUGAUCGCCCAAGACUAUGUUGGCGUCUACUUGUACGAUCUGCAGAACAAUCGCAUCAAGGGACUUCCGUCCGCCAUGAACUACCGCGAGGUGAGUCUCGUGACGCACCUCAAGACACCGGGCCACUAUGUCUUCUUUAUUACCUGCCCCCGCAGUAACGGUGGCGUGCCAUGCAAGGUGGAGAUCGCUGCCCAAGAGGAGGCGCACGCGCGCAUCACAGAGGCGCCGCAGAAUGCAGCCCCUCUGAGCACGCUGGACAUGGCCUUCCUCGACGCGCACCCGGAAAGUAUUCCACUAUCGGAGUUGCCCAUUGACAGGGAUAUCCCGUUCCAGGACGACUUGGCCGCACUCGAACGCCUCCUCAGUGACCCAUCUGCGAGCGCGGAGGAGAUUCAACGCCUCAAGGAUCGCCUUAACGAGCGGGCGCAUGCUCUGGCGAAGGCAAUACUGACCAGUGAGCAGCCAAUCUACUUGACAUGCCACGACCUUCAUGCACUCAACCCGCUGCUCAACGACGAUCAGGCGUACAUGGACGCGGAACGCGAGCGGUACUACCUCAAACAGGAUCCGCGCAAUCAUUACAAGUUGCCUGCGCAGGAGGCGAAGCUGCGCAGCAUCGCCGACAACAUCGCUGACGAGCUUCUCCAUGUCGACCUCUCUUUCAUCGAUGCACGCCCAGAGGGCAUCCCACGUGACGCGAUUCCAAUGAGCUCUGACAAGGCAUUCGCCGAGAUGACGACAGAACUGCUGCGUCUACGGCGCCGUCCGGAGAAGAAUCCAUCAGCCAUUCGUGACGUUGAGCACCGCCUUGGCAAACGAGCAGCAGAAAUAGCUCGAGCGAUGCACGAUGCCGAGCGCACCUACCUCGAUCAGCACCCGGAGUACGUGCCUCUCGAAUUGUUACCGCUUAACACAGAUGAGCGCUUCUGCGCCGACGAGGACGAGCUCAGACAGCUGCUUCGCUCGUCCUCCGCUGAUCAAAACACUGUCACCGCCUUGCAAGCCAAGCUGAACAAACACGCUCAUGAAUUGGCGCAGCAGCUGAAGGAUGGCGAGCGUGGCAAGCUCCUGGCCGACUCGUACGAGGGCGUACCGACGUCGGAGCUGCCACUCGACACGGAUGCUGCUUUCCACGAGAUGGAGGUGGAGCGGCUGCGCCGCGUGCGCACUGGCACCGGUGCGGAUGCGGAGGUUGCGCGUCUGGAGGGCGAGAUGCGGAAUCGCGCGCGUGAGCUGGCUGUGUCGAAGAAGGCGAACGAGCGAGUGAUACUGCGGGGCAUGGAGAUACCGCUGACGGCGGGGCAGCUGGACGCUCUACUGGACAAGGACGCGGAGACUGCUGACAUGGAGCGGAGGCUGCGUGAGCUGCGAAAGAACCCGGACAAGAACGCUACGGCGAUCAAGGCGCUGGAGAAGGAGGUACAGAAACGUGCGCAGGAGCUCGCUGACGGGCAUCUUGCCGAGGAGCGUUCCAAGUAUUUGGCGGCAGAGUACGGAGGCCGUGCGAUAGGGACACUUCCGCUGGGUGACGACGCUGCGUACCGUGAUGCGGAGGCUGCGUACAUGAAGAUGCUCGAGUCUGGUCACGCAGACCCUGCUGCGCUACAGCGGCUGAUGGACACAAUGAACGAGCGUGCGGCGGGCAUUGCCCACGACAUAAACGUCGCUGACCGUGCCCAGUACGUGCCAAAGGCUCUGCGCGGUGUGCCUCUGCGGGCACUGCCGCUGGACGAUGACGCCGAGUUUCGGCGCUUGGAGCACGAGCGUGCGCGCGCGGCGUGCACGCCUGGCCACAAGGCCGAGGUCGCAGCUCUGGAGGCGCAGCUUCUUGCCCGCGCGGACGAGUUGGCACGGGCUCGACUUGCGGGCGACCGCGCGUAUCUUGCGCCGGAGCCGGCGGGGAUUCCUCUAGAGCUGGUGCCGCUAGACGAGGAUGCCGAGUUCUGCGCGAAGGAGGCGCAGCGCGCGGAGCUCAAGGAGAGCGGGCAGACCGACCGGAGCGGCAUAGCGCUCAGGGAGACGGAGCUGAACGCGCGUGCCGUAGAGGUUGCGCAGCAGCUGAAGGAUGGCGAGCGUGGCAAGCUCCUGGCCGACUCGUACGAGGGCGUACCGACGUCGGAGCUGCCACUCGACACGGAUGCUGCUUUCCACGAGAUGGAGGUGGAGCGGCUGCGCCGCGUGCGCACUGGCACCGGUGCGGAUGCGGAGGUUGCGCGUCUGGAGGGCGAGAUGCGGAAUCGCGCGCGUGAGCUGGCUGUGUCGAAGAAGGCGAACGAGCGAGUGAUACUGCGGGGCAUGGAGAUACCGCUGACGGCGGGGCAGCUGGACGCUCUACUGGACAAGGACGCGGAGACUGCUGACAUGGAGCGGAGGCUGCGUGAGCUGCGAAAGAACCCGGACAAGAACGCUGCGGCGAUCAAGGCGCUGGAGAAGGAGGUACAGAAACGUGCGCAGGAGCUCGCUGACGGGCAUCUUGCCGAGGAGCGUUCCAAGUAUUUGGCGGCAGAGUACGGAGGCCGUGCGAUAGGGACACUUCCGCUGGGUGACGACGCUGCGUACCGUGAUGCGGAGGCUGCGUACAUGAAGAUGCUCGAGUCUGGUCACGCAGACCCUGCUGCGCUACAGCGGCUGAUGGACACAAUGAACGAGCGUGCGGCGGGCAUUGCCCACGACAUAAACGUCGCUGACCGUGCCCAGUACGUGCCAAAGGCUCUGCGCGGUGUGCCUCUGCGGGCACUGCCGCUGGACGAUGACGCCGAGUUUCGGCGCUUGGAGCACGAGCGUGCGCGCGCGGCGUGCACGCCUGGCCACAAGGCCGAGGUCGCAGCUCUGGAGGCGCAGCUUCUUGCCCGCGCGGACGAGUUGGCACGGGCUCGACUUGCGGGCGACCGCGCGUAUCUUGCGCCGGAGCCGGCGGGGAUUCCUCUAGAGCUGGUGCCGCUAGACGAGGAUGCCGAGUUCUGCGCGAAGGAGGCGCAGCGCGCGGAGCUCAAGGAGAGCGGGCAGACCGACCGGAGCGGCAUAGCGCUCAGGGAGACGGAGCUGAACGCGCGUGCCGUAGAGGUUGCGCAGCAGCUGAAGGAUGGCGAGCGUGGCAAGCUCCUGGCCGACUCGUACGAGGGCGUACCGACGUCGGAGCUGCCACUCGACACGGAUGCUGCUUUCCACGAGAUGGAGGUGGAGCGGCUGCGCCGCGUGCGCACUGGCACCGGUGCGGAUGCGGAGGUUGCGCGUCUGGAGGGCGAGAUGCGGAAUCGCGCGCGUGAGCUGGCUGUGUCGAAGAAGGCGAACGAGCGAGUGAUACUGCGGGGCAUGGAGAUACCGCUGACGGCGGGGCAGCUGGACGCUCUACUGGACAAGGACGCGGAGACUGCUGACAUGGAGCGGAGGCUGCGUGAGCUGCGAAAGAACCCGGACAAGAACGCUACGGCGAUCAAGGCGCUGGAGAAGGAGGUACAGAAACGUGCGCAGGAGCUCGCUGACGGGCAUCUUGCCGAGGAGCGUUCCAAGUAUUUGGCGGCAGAGUACGGAGGCCGUGCGAUAGGGACACUUCCGCUGGGUGACGACGCUGCGUACCGUGAUGCGGAGGCUGCGUACAUGAAGAUGCUCGAGUCUGGUCACGCAGACCCUGCUGCGCUACAGUGGCUGAUGGACACAAUGAACGAGCGUGCGGCGGGCAUUGCCCACGACAUAAACGUCGCUGACCGUGCCCAGUACGUGCCAAAGGCUCUGCGCGGUGUGCCUCUGCGGGCACUGCCGCUGGACGAUGACGCCGAGUUUCGGCGCUUGGAGCACGAGCGUGCGCGCGCGGCGUGCACGCCUGGCCACAAGGCCGAGGUCGCAGCUCUGGAGGCGCAGCUUCUUGCCCGCGCGGACGAGUUGGCACGGGCUCGACUUGCGGGCGACCGCGCGUAUCUUGCGCCGGAGCCGGCGGGGAUUCCUCUAGAGCUGGUGCCGCUAGACGAGGAUGCCGAGUUCUGCGCGAAGGAGGCGCAGCGCGCGGAGCUCAAGGAGAGCGGGCAGACCGACCGGAGCGGCAUAGCGCUCAGGGAGACGGAGCUGAACGCGCGUGCCGUAGAGGUUGCGCAGCAGCUGAAGGAUGGCGAGCGUGGCAAGCUCCUGGCCGACUCGUACGAGGGCGUACCGACGUCGGAGCUGCCACUCGACACGGAUGCUGCUUUCCACGAGAUGGAGGUGGAGCGGCUGCGCCGCGUGCGCACUGGCACCGGUGCGGAUGCGGAGGUUGCGCGUCUGGAGGGCGAGAUGCGGAAUCGCGCGCGUGAGCUGGCUGUGUCGAAGAAGGCGAACGAGCGAGUGAUACUGCGGGGCAUGGAGAUACCGCUGACGGCGGGGCAGCUGGACGCUCUACUGGACAAGGACGCGGAGACUGCUGACAUGGAGCGGAGGCUGCGUGAGCUGCGAAAGAACCCGGACAAGAACGCUACGGCGAUCAAGGCGCUGGAGAAGGAGGUACAGAAACGUGCGCAGGAGCUCGCUGACGGGCAUCUUGCCGAGGAGCGUUCCAAGUAUUUGGCGGCAGAGUACGGAGGCCGUGCGAUAGGGACACUUCCGCUGGGUGACGACGCUGCGUACCGUGAUGCGGAGGCUGCGUACAUGAAGAUGCUCGAGUCUGGUCACGCAGACCCUGCUGCGCUACAGUGGCUGAUGGACACAAUGAACGAGCGUGCGGCGGGCAUUGCCCACGACAUAAACGUCGCUGACCGUGCCCAGUACGUGCCAAAGGCUCUGCGCGGUGUGCCUCUGCGGGCACUGCCGCUGGACGAUGACGCCGAGUUUCGGCGCUUGGAGCACGAGCGUGCGCGCGCGGCGUGCACGCCUGGCCACAAGGCCGAGGUCGCAGCUCUGGAGGCGCAGCUUCUUGCCCGCGCGGACGAGUUGGCACGGGCUCGACUUGCGGGCGACCGCGCGUAUCUUGCGCCGGAGCCGGCGGGGAUUCCUCUAGAGCUGGUGCCGCUAGACGAGGAUGCCGAGUUCUGCGCGAAGGAGGCGCAGCGCGCGGAGCUCAAGGAGAGCGGGCAGACCGACCGGAGCGGCAUAGCGCUCAGGGAGACGGAGCUGAACGCGCGUGCCGUAGAGGUUGCGCAGCAGCUGAAGGAUGGCGAGCGUGGCAAGCUCCUGGCCGACUCGUACGAGGGCGUACCGACGUCGGAGCUGCCACUCGACACGGAUGCUGCUUUCCACGAGAUGGAGGUGGAGCGGUUGAGGCUGAAGGCAACAGAUACCCAACCUAACGGGGCAAAGAAUGGCAGCCUGGAUGCUGCGCUAAACCGCAGAGCAGCGGAGUUGGCGCGUAGCCUUCGCGUUGAGGACCUUUCCUCUGUUGAGGGCUCUCCCCUUGGUCUUGCGAAGGAGGUGCUGGAUUUGCACAGUGACAGUGUUGGUGCGGCGCUCAUCAAUGACUUGCGGAAACUUCGCAAGAAUCCUUUGGGCAACGCUGUUGUUCUCCGGGAGAAGGGAUCGGCGUUGAAUGACCGCGCCUUCGAGGUGGCGCGGAGGUUGCUGGCAGGCGAUCGAGCGAGCUACCUCGACCCCAGGCCGCGCAAUAUUCUGCUGGAGCAUAUUCCGCUUGAUGAAGACGAUGUGUUCCACGCCUUGGAGGUAGAGCGGAGCAUGAUGAAGGUUACUGACCCGGUGAACAGCGUCGCUGCUGUACGGAAGGCGGAGAACAUGCUGAAGGACCGCGCGUGCCAGCUGGCGGAGUUGGUGAUGAAGGAAGAUCUUGCCCAGUUCCCUUCCAACUACCAUGGCAUCUGCACGAAGGAUCUGAAGCCGCACUCCGAUCGCCUCUUCAGCGAGGCAGCCGAGAAGCGUCGCGCUGGCAUGCGCGACGGGACCGUCGCAUUUAAGGAGAACCUUGAUCAAAUCAUGGACAACCGUCUGAGCGAGCUUGCGCGGGAGCGGAAGGAAGGUGAGCUGUACUUCAUCGACCCCAACCCAGAGGGGGUGCCGCUGUCAGAGCUGCCGCUGAGCACCGACAAGGCCUUCAAUGACCUGCUGCAGGGUCGACAGGAGCUCAAGGAGAGCGACCCAAUGGAAAACCGGAAGGCCAUUGCUGGUCUAGAGGACGAGAUGAACAGCAGGGCGGCGGAGCUUGCUCGCAGUGUGCUGAACAGCGACUUGGACGGCUUGGACAAGCUUCCAUUGGGUAUUCCGCUGGACCUGUUAAAACCGCGCCAAGACGCUGGCGUGGUGCGGCUAAUCGAAGAGCUGCGGCGGUCGAAGCGCUUGCCACAGCUGAAGAACAAUGUCGUGGAUCUGCAGGCAAAGCUGAACGAGCGUUUACACGAGCUUGCCACGGCGGCGCUGGAAGAAGGGCGUGAUGCAUACCUCGACCCCCACCCUGAAGGGGUGCCGCGUGAGAUACUGCCUCUGCGUACUGACGCCGUGUUCCAAAAGGAGGUGCAGCGGGCAAUUCUGCGUCUGCAGGACCCCGUCAAGCACGCUGGUGCCAUAGCGCAUCUGGAGAGCGAGCUCAAGGCAUGCGUAAAAGAGUUGGCGCUUGCGCAGAAAGAGGAGGACCUGCGCGGUCUGGAUCAGCACCCGCACGACCUGCCGCUGACACUCCUGCAGCCGCACGAGGAUGCCCAGUUCGGGAAGAUGAUAGAUGAGCUGCGCUGGCUGAAGGCGUUGGAAGGCGAUCAGCACAUUGCGGUAAAGGAGGUGCAGUCUCGCAUGAACGACCGUUGCUACGCGAUGGCAGACGGUGUCAUGAAGGGCGACCGCUCUUACCUGCAUCCGAAGCCGGAGAAGGUGCCACUCAGGCGCCUGCCGCUCGACACGGAUGCCGCCCUCCACGCUCUUGAGGUGGAGCGUGCAAAGCUGAAGCUGACAGACCCCAGGAAGAACGAGCAAAAAAUCGCCGACUUGGAGAGUCAACUGAACAGCCGCGCAGCGGAGCUGGCCAGGGCUGUGAAGACGGCAGAUCUCAAGCCGCUGACGCAGACACCGCGCGGCAUCCCGUUGGAGCUACUGAACCUGCAUGAGGACCCCACGUUUAGUGCGUUGAUUGCGGAGAAGGAGCAGCUGCCCGAGGGUCACAGCGCAGAUUUGGCCGCCAGGCUGCUCAGCUCGAUGAACGAAUGCGCGAUGAAGGCAGCCGACAAGCUGCUCCGUGGCGACCGCGGCUACCUCGAUCAGGACCCGGAGGGACUGCCUCUUGGGCAUCUGCCUCUUGACACCGACACGGCCUUCCAUGAGAUGGAGGUGGAGCGGGCACUUCUAAAGGCGCGCGAUCCCGUGAAGAACUCCUCCACCAUAAAGGGCCUCGAGGUCCAACUAAACAAACGCGCGCACGAUCUGUCGAAUUUGGCACUCGCGAUGGAUCGUGGCUACCUCAGCCCGAGGCCGGAAGGUGUGUCGAUUGAGGAGCUGCCACUCUUCACGGACAGCAAGUUCCACUCGAUGGAGGUGGAGCGAGCGAAGUUGAAGAUGUCCCGUGCGGAUGGGAACGCGGAGCGCAUGCACGAGUUGGAGGGCUGCCUCAACAAACGCGCGGCGAGUCUGGCGAGGAAGCAGCUCGAGGAGGACCUGAAAGGACUGGACCAGGAACCUGAGGGCUACCCGCUCAACUUUCUGCGGCUUCACAGCGACGCGGUCUUUGCUGCGGAGGUGGUGUCGCUGCGACGGGCAAAGAAGGAGCCGCUGGUGAGUGCGGCGAAGGUGCGCGACGUGCAAGAGGCUCUGAAUGUACGCGCGCACGUGCUCGCGAGGGAGCGCAUUGCGGCGGACCGCGCUCGGCUGGACCAGGAACCUGAGAAUGUGCCGUUGUCACUGCUAGCGCUUGAGGAAGACGCGCUGUUUGUGGCGAUGGAAAUGGAGCUCCGAUCACUGAAAGCUUCUGACAAGCAGAACCCGAAGGCGAUCGCCGAGGCUGAGGGGCGGAUGAACGACCGUGUGCACGUGAUGGCGGCCAAGGUGAAGGCGGAGGGCCGCGACUUUCUUCGAAGCAAGUCGUUCGAUAUUCCGAAGGAGCUGCUGGCCCUGGACGCGGACAAGGCCUUUGUGGCCAAGGAGAAAGAGCUUUGGAAACAGAAGCAGCAGCCACACGCCCCUCACUCCUCCAGCGCCGCCGCCGACUUGCGCCGCGAGCUGCAGGCGCGGGCCGACGAGGUGGGUGAAGCGCAGCUGAAGAGUGACCGUGACAAGUACCUUGACAUGCAGCCCGAAGGUGUGGACCUGUGCGACAUCCCGCUCGACACCGACGAUGUUUACCACGGAAUGGAGGUCGAGCGGGCAAUCCUGCUGGCCCAAGACGCGACCGGGAGAAGGUCCGCAGUGGAGGAACUGGAGAAAGAGCUGAAUGCGCGCGCCCACGAGUUGGCGCACGAAAUUGUCGUGGGCGAUCGCGGUUACUUGCCGGAAGAGAUGCACGGCAUCCCUGUGGAGGAGCUGCCGCUGGACACGGACAGAAAGUUCAUGAAGCUGGAGCGGCAGCGCCGUGCGCACAAGCGCUCACCUGACAUGAACAAGGAAGUGGCGGCUGAUGAGGAGGAGCUACGCAAUCACGCACUGAAGUUGGCGGACGAGGUGAUUGCGAUGGAUUUGGAGUCCAUCAAGGCGUCCUACCGCGGCAUCGCGAAGGAGGAGCUUAACCUGCACGCUGACGUGGCGUUUCGCGAGCUCGCGAAGAAGCGCCGCCGGCAUCGUGGUAAGGGGCGAGUCGAGGCUGCGGAAGUGGCCGUCAUCGAGGACGAAAUGAACCGCCGCGCCUGUGAGAUUGCCGAUGACUUGAUCACAGCCGAGCGUGCCUUCCUCGACCCCCAGCCGGAGGGCAUGUACAUAAACGAGGUUCCACUCGAUGACGACCCGGCAUUCCAGAAGCUGGAACAGGAGUACCGCCGGCGCAGCAGGGACCCGCGCUCGGCGAAGCAGAACGGAGAUGUGCUUCGCGAGCUCACCAGCGCGAUGAACCAGCGCUCCCACACCCUCGCUCGGGCCGCCUUUGCGAAGACCCGCGGCUUCAUGGAGCAGGAGCAGGAGGGCAUCCCGUUGGCGGAGCUCGGCCUGGACGAGGAUCCGGAGUUCAAGGAGGCGGAAAUCGCGCGGUACCGCAUGAACCACAGCGCUUCUCCCAACGCGGCCACGGUGGCCGAGAUGGAAUUGCGCAUGAACGAAAGAGCGAGGGAGCUUGCGUGGGCAACACUGGCUGCCGACCGCGUCUUCCUGGACCCCAUGCCGGAAGGCGUGCUGCUGGAGGAGCUGCCGCUGGACUCGGACAAGGCGUUCGGCAACCUCGCAAGAGAGCGGCGCCGUCGCAAGAAAGCGCUGAAGGGAGGCAUCGGUGAGGCCGAAGUCAGGGCGAUCGAGGAGAAGAUGAACGCUCGUUCGCACGAGCUGGCGAAGGAGUUUCUAGAGGCGGAGCGGGCCUUUCUGUCACGAGAACCGGAAGGUGUGCCGCUGGCUGAUCUGCCCCUCAACGCCGACUCCCUGUUCCGCGCAAUGGAGGACGAGCGACUGCAGCUCAAACGCGAGCCUCUCAGUAACGCCGCGAUGAUAGCAGCGAAGGAGACAGAUUUGGAGCAUAGAGCGCACGUGAUUGCCAAGGAUCUGCUUCGCAAAGAGCGCGUGCUUCUAGAUCAGGAGCCCCUUGGCGUGCCGCUGGAGGAGCUGCCUCUGAAUCACGAUGAGAUCCUCAACCCUAUCGAGCGCAAGCGCCGAGAACUGCGGGCCCAUCCCAAACGCAACCACGAGGCCAUUCGCGCCUGCGAAGAGCAGAUGGUGGACCGCGUUGGGCAGAUCGCGGAGGAUUUUGUACAGAAGCAGCGGGCGUUUCUGGAUCAGAACCCGGAGGGGGUCCCGCUGCGCUACCUGCCCCUCAACACAGAUCGCGAGUUCCAUGAGAGGGAGCUGCAUCGCCGUAAGCUGCUCCAGCGCCCCGAAAAGAACCGUAGCGAGCUUGCCGACACGGAGCGGAAGAUGAACGAGCGUGUGCACGUGCUCGCCAAGGAUCUGGUCCUCAAGGGUCGCGCCUUCCUGCACGGGGAGCCGUGCGGCGUGCCUAUCGCAGAUGUUCCGUUAAACGAAGACGAGGACUUCCGCAAGAUGGAGGAGCAGCGCCGUGCCCUUAAAGAGGCGGGCCGUAGCGCUGCUUCCGUGAAGACGAUCGAGGAAAAACUGAACAAUCGCGCCGAGGAACUGGCGCAAAGACUGCUGGACGACGAGCGAGCCUUCAUGGACUGCGCUCCGCUCGGCAUUCCACUGCACGACCUGCCGCUCAACACGGACCGUCGAAUGCGCGAAAUCGAGCGAACGCGGCGGCAUCUUCGUAAGUUCGACCCGGAAGGCGGUGCGGUCGAUAUCGCAGUGCUGGAGACGGGCAUGAACGCUCGCGCGUAUGAGUUGGCCGAUCAGCUGCUGAGCAGCGACCGGGACUACCUGAAACCGGAGCCGUGUGGCGUGCCGCUAGCGGAUCUCCCGUUGCACACCGAUCGCAUCUUCCACGAAAAGGAGCUGGCGCGCUUCCGUGCGAAGAAGAAAGGUCAGACAGACCUCUUUCAGAUGGAGGAUGAGCUGAACGAGCGCGCCAAGGAGCUGGCGGCGGAAUUCAUUCAGACGGAGCGCGCGUACCUCGACCAGGAGCCGGAGGGCAUUCCACUUGAACGGCUGCCGUUGGAUACGGACCCGAUCUUUCAUAACAUUGAGCUGGAGCGGCGGCGUCUGAAGCGUAGCGGCGAGAACUCACUCCAGGUGCUGGAACUGGAGAGCCUGCUGAACCGUCGCGCGCAUGAGCUGUCGAUGGAGCUUCGAGGGUGGCAGGACCCGGAGUUCCACGCGGCCAAUGAGCACGUGGCGGAGCAGUGGGUGCGUGUGUGCGAUCUGUACCCCGAGGGCCGCUACGAGGACUUCGUGCCGGCAGUCCUGGCGCCGAAUGACGUCGUGUCCGCGCUGCAGGACAUGAGCUACCUUGUCCCGUUCAUUGCCGCUCUGUCGCUGCACCCGGUGCUGCUGCAGCGUCUCAUAGUUACGAAGGAGGCCCCAGUCAACGCACCUUACACGUUCAUCUUCUUCGAUCCCCAGGGCAAUCCCGUGUACAUCGAUGUCGACGACCGCGUGCCGUGCGACGACAAGUCGGAGCCGAAGUUCGCGCAGUCGCCAUACAACCUAUGGUACCCGCUGUUGCUGGAGAAGGCUUACGCCAAGUUCGUUGGCGGCUACGACCAGCUCGUCAACUGUACCCCUCUGGAGACGCUGCGUGACCUGACGGGUCGCCCUGUGACGCACACCCCUUUCAAACGGAAGCUGGCGGCGGCUGGCAACCUCGACAACUAUACGUCCGUGGACUUCUGGCUAGGCGUGAAAGAGGGUAUGGCGCGCGGUGACGUGGUCGUAUGCUCGUCGAACGCUGAGGUACCGAAUGGCAUUCACCCCCACUGCAGCUACGCGCUCGUCGACGUUGUCAUCACAUUGGAGGGCUCCGUGAACCCGUCCGACGUUGUCAUCAAGCUGGAGAACUCGUAUUGCAAAGAUGAGCCGGUCUACACCGGUCCACUCUGCCACACGGACGUGAACUGGAGCCUGGCGCUGCAGCGCGUAUGCCAGUACGACCCGGAGAGGGACGACGUGCUCUACCUGCCCCUGCCCACGUUUCUGCGCAACUUCUCGAGCAUGCAGACGUGCCACACCAACUGCGGCGACCGGCUUACGGCGGAGGGCACGUGGAACAGCCGCACAAGCGGCGGUAGCGCCAUCUUCACGACCUUCCGCAAUAACCCCAUCUUCAUCCUUCAGAACAGCAGCUCUCGUCCAGCGAGCGUUCUAGCAGAGCUUCGCCACGCGGCGCCACAGUUCGUCGAUCCUGAAGGACGCAGGCACUACCCACAGUCGGGUAUUGUCCUCAUGGAGCCCACGUCUUCGACAGCCCCGCUGACGCCCUUGAUCACAAACAGCACGGCCCGCUUCCUGCAUAAGAGCAUUAUUCUCGACGCGCGUGAGGUGUGUUGCGUGAUGGAGGUGCCUGCACGCAGCACGUGCCUUUUCAUUCCCUACACAGCUAAGGCAGGCCAGCACGGCGCCUUCUACGUCUCUGUCUACCCAGGAUCGGCGAAGGUCACGCUCGCCCCGCUUCACUACUGCGGACUCUCGCGAGAGCCGAGGAGCACCGCUGUGACGCUGACACCCGGCACAGAGGGUCAGCGAGUGGACUUCACGAUCAGCAGCGCUUGCGAUGUGCAUGUGCUGCUGCGCCAGGAGAAGAUGACAGACCGAAUGGGUGCGAUCAAGGGCGAUGCUAUUGCCGAAGAUGACGUGAUGAUGGUGGCGUUCAACGAGCAGGCAACGAAGCUCACCUCCUCCGGCGAUCCGACAAACGCGCGCGAGCACUCACUUGUGUUCAGGGCGGAGAAGCCGGGCUACUAUUCGCUUCUCCUUAUAUCGCCUAAUCAACCUGUUUCUGGCGACAACCCGUGCACCGUGAGCAUCUUCACCCCGAAGCAGGUAAUGGUAAGGUUUGUUGCUCCUCCUGCCGGGGCACGGCAGCUGCAACACGCCCGCUUCCCGAAACUGCCACAAAAACGCGCUGCGGCCUCGGGUGGUAACAGCUCGCGUCAGCCGCGAGGGGCCUCCACGGCGUGUCAGUCGCAGCAGCGGCAGCAUGAUGAGAAGCUGCCGCCACUGCGCGGAAACGGUGCCAGUACCCUGAAUUCCGGUCGCGUCUCGGGCGGCGACAGGUUUACUUGCAGUUUUUAA
Leishmania major strain Friedlin is the source of this 16077-nucleotide messenger RNA. Its product is annotated as putative calpain-like cysteine peptidase. Gene Ontology annotation, molecular function: calcium-dependent cysteine-type endopeptidase activity. Gene Ontology annotation, biological process: proteolysis. The coding region runs from base 1 to 16077 and encodes 5358 amino acids. Lineage: Eukaryota; Euglenozoa; Kinetoplastea; Trypanosomatida; Trypanosomatidae. The record is from RefSeq and is a predicted model, not a curated record. Gene Ontology annotation, cellular component: cytoplasm. The transcript has a single exon.